AUUCAUAUGGACCUCUGAUCCGUAGCCCGUUCUCAGUGCUGCGCUCUCGUACAUACUCGAAGUAACAAUGCCGAUCGCACAACUUCAGGAUGUCACUGGACGGACUUUCGAUUAUAUCGUCGUAGGCGGAGGUACCUCGGGAUUAUGUAUUGCUGCAAGACUUACGGAGGACCCGAACGUGCACGUGCUCGUCCUGGAAGCUGGAAAGGCCAAUAUAAACGAUCCUCUACUCCUCCGACCAGCUUCCUACGCUGCCCAGUUCGAUAACCCCGACUAUGAUUGGAGCUUCAAAACCGCUCCCCAGAAAUACGCCAAUGGGACCGAAUACCCGUGGGCUCGAGGCAAAGGUCUCGGUGGGAGCUCCGGCAUCAACUUCAUGUGUUGGACGAAGCCUCCUGCAGACGAGAUUGACGACUGGGCUCGUUUGGGCAACCCCGGCUGGAACUGGGAGAACUACCAGAAAUACUCUCAUCGGACGGAAAAGUGCGUCUACCCUUCAGAGGAGGUCAUCACCAAGCACGGUCUGAAAGUAGAGGGCUGGCGCAACGGGACGGAUGGCCCGCUAUUGACGGCGUUCCCCGCCAAGAUUAGUGCGGCUGAGUUGGAUGUCCAACAGACUUUGAUCAACCGCGGCAUACCCCUUGCACCAAAACCCCUUGAUGGAGAUUGUCGCGGUGUGUUCUUCGGGACAAACACCGUGGACCCGAAGACUUCUACUCGUAGCUACGCCACGACGGCAUUCUUCCUCCCGAACAAAGACAGGAAGAACUUCCUCGUCCUCGUUGAAGCCCGCGUGAACAGGCUCGUGACGGAGAAGGACAAGGACGGGCUAGUCACUGCUUCCGGCGUCGAGUUCUCUGUGAACGGACAGAACUACUACGUGCACCCCAAGAAGGAGGUGAUCGUAGCCGCCGGAGGUCUCAAGACCCCUCAGCUACUGGAGCUCUCCGGGAUGGGCAACCCCAAGCUGCUGAAACAGCUUGGGAUCCCGUUGGUCCUGGACCUACCGGGCGUGGGGGAGAAUGUGCAGGAGCACUGCUUUAUCGGGACGACAUGGGAGCUGCGCGACGACGUGUCCUUUGAGACGCUCGACGUCCUCCGGGACCCCAAGAUCGCAGCCGAGCACCUUGAGUUGCACAAAGCCGCGCAGGGCCUGUUCACGAUGGGCAUGGUCGGCUUCUGCUUCGUGCCGCUUCAGAUGCUGUCCAAGCGCGCUGAGGAGAUCCACAAGAAGGCGCGGGAGAAGAUCCUGAAGAACGAGGACAAGUAUCCGCUCGGGCUACUCGCGCAGUACCGGAUCCAGCUCGAGCGCCUCGAGAGGCAGUCACCCGGGUGCGAGAUGAUCCACUUCCCUGGGUUCUUAUCGAGGCCGAACCCUCCGAAGGAGGGGAAGAAAUAUAUCACGAUGCUGUCGUUGAUGAAUCACUUCUUCUCAAGAGGGACGAUUCACUCGAAGUCAAGGGAUCCCGCCGAGGACCCAGAAUUUGACCCCCACUACUUCGAGGAAGACAUCGAUCUCGAGACCUUCAUCGAAGCGGUCAAGUUCGCCAGGGAUCUGCCCAAGACGGAGCCGUUCAAGAGCUUGGUCGUCCAGGAAGUGAAUCCCGGACCCGAAGUGCAGACUGACAAGCAGAUUGGGGACUGGAUCAAGGCGAACAUGUCGACGACAUACCAUACCGCGGGCGCAUGCUCGAUGCUGCCGAAGGUCCACGGAGGCGUCGUGGACCCCAAGCUGAAGGUAUACGGCACCAGUAAUAUACGGGUGGCCGAUAUCUCCGUCAUACCCUUGCACUUCGCGUCGCAUACCCAGGCCACCGUCUACGCCAUUGGAGAGCAAGCCGCCGACAUCAUCAAGGGCCGUGCAUAAGGUCGUCUGCGACUUGCACACGCUGCGGAACAUGAAUACUCGUGGGUGGAUGGCUGCGAGGAUUUGGUUUUUAUGUCAGGAAUAGAACUCAUGAUAUAUCUUCAUCUUUGGAUUUCUCUGCUUAGAUUUCACGAUAUACCUUACGAAGCUCAAUGACAG
Molecule: messenger RNA, 2026 nt
Organism: Gloeophyllum trabeum ATCC 11539
Lineage: Eukaryota; Fungi; Basidiomycota; Agaricomycetes; Gloeophyllales; Gloeophyllaceae
Product: alcohol oxidase
Exons: 24
Coding region: 68-1867 (599 amino acids)
Molecular function (GO): flavin adenine dinucleotide binding; oxidoreductase activity, acting on CH-OH group of donors
Source: RefSeq, a predicted model, not a curated record